UAUCCUGAAUGUAUCACCGCAACAUUAAAUAUUUGGCGUGUUAUCAAUUUCAUUAUCUUAAUUAUUAAUUGAACAGCACUUCCCAUUCCAGUCAAAAACACACCGGGUGGUGACAAAACCCUUAAAAUAUGCAAGGAUUAAUUUUAAUAUCAAUGGAUUAUAUCAUGUGGAAUUCUUUCCUGGUCUAUUAAUGUUUUGAUAUCUAUUUUUAACAUGCCACCCUAGGUACGUACCCUGUCGUCAUUUGAGGAAAUUUUUAUAAAUAUACCCGAUAAAGAGCUGGCGAUUUGAUAAACUUGUGUUUUUAUUUUGAGAGAUCGCCCCAGUUUAAAGACAGCAAGUGAUGUCAGGCGAGGAAUUCACCUGAGUCACAAUCUUUUAUCUCACCUGUGGAAAUACUAAAAGCAGAACGAGAGAGAAUUUAUUAUUCAGACCUAUACACCAUCAAGUAAAAGUAUAUUCUGUACAGUGCCAUGUUUUAUGGGAAGAUAGAAGAUAGCUGAGAAAAGGAGAUUUCUGUUUCGAAACCCAAUGCCAGAAAACACAAUGCCACAGCGAAUUGUACAGAGACGACCUACUAUACCAAUGAGGAAAGAGGACGAAAAAAGACUGCCUGAAAUAGAAAAGCUAGUCCCUCUACCAAAAAUGGCCGAAUCCCCCGGAAGUGACGGACGCGCAGACUAUACUCUAAAGCGAUCAGACAGCUACAAAAGAGCCAUAUCAAAAGAAAAUAGAAUAUCUGUGUUAUUUGGACAAGAUAGUGACUUUCACAAGAAAGAUUACGAUAAAGAGAAAUACAGGACACUUCCCUCUCAGAUUGGGACUGUUAGACUGACCAGCCGGACUACUUCCGGUCAUCGACGAAAUUCGUCAUUGUCGCACGUGAUCUUUCGCCAAGAGUCCGGAAUUCUGCCGUCCCCCGACACGGACGAAGAUCAAAGAAGUUCUGGAUCCACCAGAAAGAGAAAGAGUCGUUUUCAACAAGCCAAAGAGCGAAUUUUUCACAGCUUUCAGAAGCAGACGAUCACCGACGAGGAACGGCGCCAAAAGAGAAAAGAGAAGCAAGACAAGCAGAAGAAAGCGAAAAUCAGAAAAAAGAAAAUGAAGUCUUCUUCUCUCGAAGUUAUUCAGGAACAUUUUGUUGAACCUAUUCCCAAAAGUCGGCUAAAACGUAUAUUUUCCUUUCGGAAAUCUCACAAAGUAUACGAUGGUGAAAAGGAUCUCAGAGUUGGUGAAACAGUGAACAAAAAGGCUAUCAAACACAGCGAGGAAAAGCCUAGAAUUCGGGAAUCUGUUCAAGGACCUUCUCCAAGUCACUCUCAUGAUCAUGUCGAUGGACACACGAAACCUGUGGAUGCAGUGUUUAAAUCUCUGAUUUUUGGUGAACUUCCAAAUGAUUCUUCUGUGAAACGUGAAAAGGACGCAUAUAUACAUGGAAGUAACAGGGCUGGUAAUAGGAACAAUCUCUCUUUGGACUUAACGCAUACGGGAGGGAGAAGGGUUGUGCGAAGGUACUCAUCCAAAAAAGAAGAGAAAGUUACCACCGGAAAUGGAUGGUCUCAGCAUACAAGAUACGUCCGCCAGGUGUCAGUGUACAGUGACAUUGAGAUUGAUGGCCAUGGAGACGAAAUUGAUUCCCCCAAAACGACAGACAACCACAAAAAAGAUGACCGUCCGUUUGAAGAGCUUUCAGCAGAGGAAAGAGAACAUAGAAUAUCAGAGGUUGCAGACCGACUUAAGUUUAUUGGGGACAAGGCAGUAGAAAGGUAUAACACCGAGAGUUCGUCAUCAGCAGUGGAAUCACCCCAGGCGGAGGCCGGAGGUCACAGCGCAAAUGAUCAACUUGUGCAACAACUCAUUGCAGAAUUUCGCCGAGAAGGAGAUCGAUUCUCCCGAGAUUUCAACCUUGGCUCACUCACUCCUGUUGUGCUAGACAUUGCCAGACAGCACACCUACACACAGUUCAAAAAGGUCAUUCAUUCGUCCCUACACAACACCAUUGGCUGGGAUCAGAUCGCGCUCUAUUUUUAUCUGACCAGGACGGCGGUCCACGUGGCCAAGGGAAGUGUUGGUCUUGCUCAGAUGGCUUACGACUACUUCAAGGAGACGUACUCCGGCUGGGUAGAGGAUCGGGGUGGAUGGGAAACGAUGUUGGAAGAAACAGACUGCGAACUGGAUUAGUUUUUUUUUCGUGAUGACGUCAUAGCUGAAGAAAAACCUAGCUAGUUACAGUGUAUGUGAUACCGGGCAAACAUCGACAUUCCGUCCUUUAAGGACUUGUGAAAUCCAUUUUCAUUUCAUAUUUUUCUUAUUGAUCUCAUUUUCUUUUAUAUUAUGGGUAAAUCCAGAACAUGCCAGUGCCAAAAGUCGAUCAUGUGAUGGUUAAAAUUAGUCACGUGACCUGCUUUAGAGAGAAAAUAUGUUGUAUCCUGGUGCAAUAUUUAUGUUUUUUGUUUGUUUUCAUUGUACAUGUGUUCUUCUUUACAAUAAAAUUGGUACAAUAACCCAUU
This is a messenger RNA of Saccostrea cuccullata (small rock oyster), 2510 nucleotides long. RefSeq lists its product as uncharacterized. The record is from RefSeq and is a predicted model, not a curated record. Gene Ontology annotation, biological process: regulation of apoptotic process. NCBI's taxonomy places the organism in Eukaryota, Metazoa, Mollusca, Bivalvia, Ostreida, Ostreidae. The transcript is spliced from 7 exons. Bases 532 to 2181 code for a protein of 549 amino acids.